This is a messenger RNA of Parastagonospora nodorum SN15, 285 nucleotides long. RefSeq lists its product as hypothetical. The coding region runs from base 1 to 285 and encodes 94 amino acids. The transcript has 3 exons. The record is from RefSeq and is a predicted model, not a curated record. Lineage: Eukaryota; Fungi; Ascomycota; Dothideomycetes; Pleosporales; Phaeosphaeriaceae.
AUGUCUGACCACGAGACUAUUCCUGAGUCCGAGAAGGAGAAGUCCGAUGUUGCCCGCUCCCAAAUACGAAAGCCGCGGGGUGCAGGAUUUGCAGUGGGGAAGAAGGCAUCAAUGAAAGUUCGUAUGCUUGAUAAAGACGGGAAUGCCGUUCUAGACUGGUAUGACUUUACGGUUACUGCUUCCCGUAAAGACCGUACAGGUCGCUACGAGUACCAACUCAACUAUUCGGGCGCAUCUUAUGAAAGAGGCAACUGGUUCCCUGAGAAAAGCCUCGAGGUUCCAUGA